GAAGAAGAACAAGUCUACGACGAAGAAGAAGGUUCAUUUAGCUAAUACUGCGCCGUGCUUCAAAGUUAUUAAUGACUCUUUUAAAAUAUCACAAGUGAGCCAAGAAGAAGAGGAGCAGCUGUUUAUACGUGUCUCAACAUGAAGCUCAACAUCGAGGGCCUGUUGGUGUAUUUUCCCUAUGACUACAUCUACCCUGAGCAGUACUCCUACAUGCUGGAGCUGAAGAGGACGCUGGACGCCAAGGGUCAUGGAGUCCUGGAGAUGCCAUCUGGAACAGGAAAGACCAUCUCUCUGCUGUCUCUCAUUGUUGCCUACCAACGGGCCUUUCCUUUGGAAGCAAGCAAGUUAAUAUACUGCUCCAGAACCGUCCCCGAGAUUGAGAAGGUCGUGGAGGAGCUGAGGAAGCUGAUGGAGUUUUAUUCCAAGGAAACUGGGGAGAACAACAACUUCUUGGCUCUGGCCCUGUCCUCCAGAAAAAACCUGUGCAUCCACCCUGAGGUGAGCUCUCUACGCUUCGGUAAAGAGGUCGAUGGGAAGUGCCACAGUCUGACAGCAUCAUACAUUCGUGCACAGCGCCACAGCAACCCCAACCUGGCCGUGUGCCGCUUCUAUGAGGAGUUUGAUGCCGUCGGCCGACAGGUGCCUCUUCCUGCUGGCAUCUACAACCUGGAUGAUCUGAAGGACUUUGGCAGGAGGAAAGGCUGGUGUCCAUACUACCUGGCUCGCUACUCGAUCCUGCACGCAAACAUCGUGGUGUACAGCUACCACUACCUGCUGGACCCCAAGAUAGCCGACCUGGUGUCCAAAGAGCUGGCCAAGAAGUCUGUGGUCGUGUUUGAUGAGGCUCAUAAUAUAGACAACGUGUGUAUCGACUCCAUGAGUGUGAACAUCACCAGGCGGAUGCUGGACCGCUGCCACAACAAUGUGGACACACUCCAGAACACCAUACACAAGAUAAAGGAGACAGACGCUGCAAAGCUGAAGGAGGAGUACAGGCGAUUGGUGGAGGGGCUGAAGGAAGCCAAUGUUGCCAGGGAAACGGACAUCUACCUUGCAAAUCCAGUGUUACCGGAUGAAAUUCUUCAAGAGGCGGUCCCCGGUACUAUUCGCACAGCCGAGCACUUUGUUGGUUUCUUGAGGCGUUUCCUGGAGUAUCUGAAGUCCCGUCUGAGGGUCCAGCACGUGGUACAGGAGAGCGCCGCACAGUUCCUCAAGGACAUCUUCGAGAAAGUCUGCAUCGACCGCAAGCCUCUCAGGUUUUGUUCAGAGCGGUUGCAGUCGCUACUACGGACUCUGGAGAUCGCCGACAUUGCAGACUUCUCCGCUGUUACACUCAUCUCUAAUUUUGCUACACUGGUCAGCACCUACAGCCAAGGUUUCACCAUCAUCAUUGAGCCCUUUGAAGACAGAACUCCGACCAUCGCCAACCCUGUGUUGCACUUCAGCUGUAUGGACCCGUCAAUAGCCAUCAAACCUGUUUUCCAAAGAUUUCAGUCAGUCAUCAUCACCUCGGGGACACUCUCGCCACUGGACAUCUACCCCAGAAUCCUCGACUUCCGCCCUGUGACCAUAGCGUCGUUCACCAUGACGCUGGCUCGGACCUGCCUCUGUCCCCUGAUUGUUGGCAGGGGAAACGAUCAGGUGGCCCUGAGCUCCAAGUUUGAGACCAGAGAAGACUUCGCUGUGAUUCGUAACUAUGGUAACCUGCUUCUGGAGAUGUCUGCCAUCGUUCCUGAUGGCAUCGUGGCAUUUUUCACCAGCUACGUCUACAUGGAGAACAUCGUGGCGUCUUGGUAUGAACAGGGCAUCCUGGAGAAUAUCCAGAGAAACAAGUUGAUCUUCAUUGAGACUCAGGAUGCUGCGGAGACGAGCAUGGCCCUGGAGAAGUACCAGGAGGCGUGUGAGAAUGGCAGAGGAGCCAUCCUCCUGUCCGUGGCCAGGGGAAAGGUGUCUGAAGGGAUCGACUUUGUGCAUCAUUUCGGCCGGGCGGUCAUCAUGUUUGGCAUGCCUUACGUCUACACCCAGAGCCGCAUCCUGAAGGCCCGUCUGGAGUACCUUCGGGACCAGUUUCAGAUCAGAGAGAACGACUUCCUGACGUUCGACGCCAUGCGUCAUGCAGCCCAGUGUGUGGGCAGAGUCAUCAGAGGCAAGACCGACUACGGGCUCAUGAUCUUUGCUGACAAGCGUUAUGCCCGUGCAGACAAACGCGGGAAGCUGCCUCGCUGGAUUCAGGAACACAUCAGUGACAGCAGCCUGAACCUCACUGUGGACGAGGCCAUCCAGCUCUCCAAGCACUUCCUGCGGCAGAUGGCUCAGCCCUUCAGACGGGAGGACCAGCUGGGUCUGUCUCUGUUGACUCUCAAGCAGCUGGAAUCGGAGGAGAUGCUGCAGAAAAUCACUCAGAUUGCUCAUCAGACUUGAAGGCGGCAAACACUGCAGCAUGUCUUCACCAUGGCACUGCCCAUUAUGGGGUCAGCAGCUGAACCUCUGCUGGGGGCCAGAUGUGUAUGAUUUACCACAUCUGGACUGUUCAGAUUUAAGAAAACAGUCAGGUUGUUUUCCUCAGUGUGGCAAACAAAACAUGGAAAGUGGUUAUAGUAUUGACUUCUGCCUGGAAGCUGCCGGUCGGUGCCGGGGUUAAACACCAUCACAGGCCCAUAUUUCAGGUCACAUACUGAGUUUACACAAUACUAGGACCGCAGCUCCCACUCUGACCAGUCAGACCACCAUGAUAAAUCGACUGUGAGCGUGAUUGAUCCCUGUGUGAUUUCAGUCUCACAUGACAAUGAUUCUACUGUUUGCAUUAGCAGGGAGACGCCUUGCAUCAAACCAAGUGCUCCCUUUUCCUUGCUAAGCUGCGUUAACCAAUAACCGCAAAGUGAUUUAUUCCUGCCUCAACUUCAUUCAGCACUUGAUGGCUACAGCUCAUCAUGUGACGUAACGCCUUCCUGCUAUUGAUUAACAUGGCUUAGAGAAGAAAAGUGAGCACUUGG
This is a messenger RNA of Monopterus albus (swamp eel), 2993 nucleotides long. It is a transcript of the gene ercc2, whose product is annotated as excision repair cross-complementation group 2. Gene Ontology annotation, molecular function: hydrolase activity, acting on acid anhydrides, in phosphorus-containing anhydrides; DNA helicase activity; damaged DNA binding. Lineage: Eukaryota; Metazoa; Chordata; Actinopteri; Synbranchiformes; Synbranchidae. The transcript is spliced from 23 exons. The coding region runs from base 139 to 2421 and encodes 760 amino acids. Gene Ontology annotation, cellular component: nucleus. Gene Ontology annotation, biological process: positive regulation of mitotic recombination; transcription by RNA polymerase II; nucleotide-excision repair. The record is from RefSeq and is a predicted model, not a curated record.